AUGACAAGCAUUAAAGUAACCUACCAGUCAACUCUUCGUCGAUUUAGUCUUUCAUCUGCCAGUUGGGCCGAUUUAGAGAAUAAACUCCGCUCACUUUACUCCAUUCCAGUCACCACACCAAUUCAACUCUCUUAUACAGAUGAUGAUGGUGAUGUGAUCACUUUAUCAAGCGAUUUAGAGCUUGAAGAAGUUUUAAGCCUGCAAGCUCAAGGAACUACUUAUAAAUUCACGUUGAACACGUUACCCACUUCUACCCCGAACUCUUCCACCUCGAGUCUUGGCCAAGAAUCGAAUGGUGAAACUUGGGUGAUGACAGAAAGACAGCGAGAAGAAUCUGUAGAGACAGUUGCAUCUGAUAAUGAGACGAGUGACAUACGUCAAGGUAUUCAAGGUAUUCAAAUUGAAGAUAACGCUACAAAUAAUCCGUUUUUGCAAUCAUCCCAAUCACAACAAAUUGAACCGAAAGUCAUGAGACAAGAAUCAGUUUUACAAAAUCCAAGUCCAGAACCAGAAUCACGGCCACCUUCUUAUUAUCACGUAAAUAUAGCUGAUGAGAGCGAUGAAGUAAUGCUAGACUCUACCUCUAGCAAAGGAAAGCAAAAAGAGAAUGUUGGAGAAACAUCAGCUUCGGCAUCCGCUUCUGAUUCUUCUACUUCAAAUAAAAAUAAUGAACAAAGACAAGAUGAUCGAUCCCCUGUCAUGGAACUAGCAGAACAAUUCCAGAAUUUGUUGGAUCAAUUUCAAGAUGUCUUGGUUCAGAAACCAGAAAUUAUUGAAACAGUUAAUGGAAUUAUGGAUCAAAUUCUACAUGCUAUUCCCGUUGAUAUUGAAAUUUGGGCCGAGUGGUUGGCUUCUCAUCGUCCACGAGAACAGCAACAAGACAGGGCCCCACAAUCUCAUGAACAGGAACAAUCGCGUGGAGCUUUUUCUUUCUUCCCACCAGGUUUUCCAUUCCAUCAAGGAAGACAUGAUUCCGCUAAUAUGUUUACUGGGAACUGUCCUUUUAUCCAACCAGACACUUUCCCAUUCAAUUCUCGCCCAUGGAAUCCUGCGCACCAAAAACUUUUGAUCCUUCAUCAAAUGGGAUACUGGGAGGAUGACGACCAAAAUAUUGAUCUAUUGAAAAGAUAUAACGGCAAUCUUGAACGCGUUGUUGAAGUAUUGGUACAACAAGUUGAGGAGAACGAGAAACGUCCUUAUAAUUUGCAAUAA
Molecule: messenger RNA, 1212 nt
Organism: Ambispora leptoticha
Lineage: Eukaryota; Fungi; Glomeromycota; Glomeromycetes; Archaeosporales; Ambisporaceae
Source: the annotation of a GenBank genome assembly